GUUUGACAUUUUGUUUCUUGGUUAUGUCGUUAGUCAUUUAGUAAUUCGUUUAAAAAAGAUGAUAUCUUCUUUUUUAUUCUUUAUAAAUAUGCGUUUGAAACUAUAAUGCCGCGAAAAAUACGCGUCAUGUUUACAAUUGCGACAGCACUGAGUGUAUGUCUCGUGAUAUUUCAGUUAUGUUUAGUACUCCGCGAUCGCAAAAGAUUGUCUUUCUCAGAUGACGACGUACCUGUCAUACUAUGGUGGACACCAUUCGGUAAUAAUAAUCGAAUAAAAACCUGCGGGAAUGCCAGAUGUUACCUCACACAUAAUAGAACAUUUGAGAAUAAUGUGAACUUAAAAAGUGUUCUAUUUUAUGGAAGUAAUCUUCGUAUUCAUGAUUUGCCCAAUUGGAGGAGUAGUGCCAUAUCUUGGGGCUUACUUCAUGAAGAAUCCCCUAGGAAUAAUCCUAUACUUGUUCAUCAAGAAGCACUUAAUCUUUUUAAUUACUCUUCGACCUUUAGCAGAUUAAGUAAUGUACCACUCACACUUCUUGAUUUACCUGGUCUAGAAGAAUUAGUAGCAAAUUCGUAUUACAUGUCUACCAAAGAAAAAUCUGCAUUGAUGCAUGUAGAAAAUUUAGCACCAGUAUUAUACAUUCAAUCUGACUGUGAUACUGCUAGUGACAGGGAUAGUUACGUCUCAGAAUUAAUGAAACAUAUUCGGAUAGAUUCCUAUGGUACAUGUAUGAAUAAUGCUCAGCUUGACAACAGGUUGAAGAAUAACUAUCUCGAUAUUUUAAGUGAUCGUGAGUUCUUGUUCUUUGUGGCCAAAUACAAGUUUACUAUAGCUUUUGAGAAUGCAAUUUGUGACGAUUAUAUUACAGAAAAACUAUGGAGACCGCUUGUUGUCGGCUCUGUACCAAUAUAUUACGGAUCACCAUCUUUUAAGGAUUGGCUACCAAAUAAUAAAUCUGCUAUCUCAAUAUUAGACUUUACUAGUCCAAUAGAACUCGCUCAUUUUUUGCAUAAUCUUUUAAAAAAUGAUUCUGCAUAUGAAGAGUACUUGUCUCAUAAAUUAAAUAAACGCGAAAAUCGUGUUACAAAUAGCAAGUUGUUACGUGCGCUCGAAAAGAGACAAAUGGGAAUUCCAAACGAUUUUGGAAAUUAUAUGGAAGAAUUCGAAUGCUUUGUUUGUGAACGAAUACAAAAGAAUAGUUACGAAUUAAAAAAGAGCAUAGUAACAAAAAGACAAUACAAUUGUUCUCUGCCAAGAGAUCCAAUAACAGGCGAAAUUAAUAAGCGCAAUUGGUGGACUGAGCAGUGGAAUAUUGAGAAAUGUGGAGCUAAGCUGUUAUCUCAUUACAUAACUAACAAUAUCAGUAUUAAUAUAAAACAUUUUGAUGAACAGAAGAUAACUAUGUAUGACAAUAAUGAAUGUUGA
This is a messenger RNA of Atta colombica, 1422 nucleotides long. RefSeq names its product alpha-(1,3)-fucosyltransferase 10 (gene FucTB). Lineage: Eukaryota; Metazoa; Arthropoda; Insecta; Hymenoptera; Formicidae. The record is from RefSeq and is a predicted model, not a curated record. Bases 106 to 1422 code for a protein of 438 amino acids. Gene Ontology annotation, cellular component: membrane. Gene Ontology annotation, molecular function: alpha-(1->3)-fucosyltransferase activity. The transcript has 7 exons.